UCAGGGGUGUCACAAGCCUGCGAAGAUGGCGGCGGCAGGGAGGAAUACACUAUUAUCUGCUAACUCUAAUGUGCAUAACAGUACAGCAGAGAACCAGAAUACGGAGGAGGAAGAUGGACAGAAUCUCUGGUCAUCCAUAUUGAGUGAAGUAUCAACGCAUUCACGGUCCAAAUUGCCAUCCGGGAAGAAUGUGGUGGUUAUGGGUGAGGUGGGGUCAGGUAAGACCACGCUGGUCGCCAAAUUGCAAGGUGUGGAGGAAUAUAUGCGGGGGCGUGGCUUAGAAUAUCUAUACUUCAGCGUUCACGAUGAAGACAUUGACGACCACGCACGCUGUAACGCCUGGGUGCUGGACGGCGACCUCUAUCACAAAGGCCUGCAGAAGUUUGUGCUGUCGGCAGAGAGCCUGCCCCACUCGGUGGCCCUGCUGGUGGUGGACCUGUCCCGGCCAUGGCUGGCCCUCGACUCCCUGCACAAGUGGGCCAGUGUGCUGGCCGAGCACAUCGACAAGCUCCGCAUCCCGCCCGAGACCAUGAGGGAACUAGAACUCAGAUUGGUAAAGCAGUUUCAGGAGUAUGCAGAACCAGGAAGUGACUUAGAAGCAGUAACGCAGCGCAGAAACCCAGACCAAGAGGAGGAGAGUGUCUUACUACCGCUGGGGGAUAACACACUAACACACAACCUCGGCCUGCCCAUAGUGGUGGUCUGUACUAAGUGUGACGCCAUUAGUACCCUGGAGAAGGAGCACGACUACAGAGACGAGCACCUAGACUUCAUCCAGUCCCACAUCAGACGCUUCUGUCUGCAGUACGGGGCAUCUCUUCUCUACACAUCCAUGAAGGGGAAGAACCUGGACGUUCUGUACAAGUACAUGGUGCACCGGCUCUACGGCUUCCCUUUCAACAUGGCUGCCCAGGUGGUGGAGAGAGACGCAGUCUUCAUUCCAGCAGGUUGGGACAAUGAGAAAAAGAUCUCCAUCUUGCAUGAGAACUUCCAGACGUUGAAAGCAGACGACGUGUUUGAGGAGGCAAUAGUGAAACCACCAGUGAGGAAGUUUGUACACGAGAAGGAGGUGUUGGCUGAAGAUGACCAGGUGUUCUUAGUGAAACUACAGUCUCUGUUGGCUAAGCAACCGCCUGUCACAGCUGGCAGACCAGUGGACCCCACCAACAGAGCCCCAACUGGCUCCCCACGGACCAGCAACCGUUCUGCAGCGGCUAAUGUGGCUAACGUCAUGCCCAUGCAAUCAGGUACCAAGAAGAUUGAUCCCAACAUGAAAGGAGGUCAAACCAGUGAAGGGGUGCUGGCUAACUUCUUCAACAGUCUGCUCACGAAGAAGGCAGGGUCACCUGGGCCAGGUGGACAACCAGCCACAGGCAGCAGCACACCGGGCACAGUCAGGAAGUCAGGUUCUAAACUGGGACUGACAGAUGUUCAAGCUGAACUAGAUCGCAUCUCCAGCAAAUCAGAACUGGAUUCCACAAACUCCACCACGCCCCCCGCAGAAAACGACCAAUCAUGAGAAGGGGGAGGGGACACGCACAUUAUUCUCCGCCUCCUGCUUCACUGCUCUCCACUCACCUUUACCUGUACCUGCCCUUUACCUGUCCUCCCCCUACACACCUGCGCUUGUGCUUUGAGACAACUAACAGCUGCAUGCUGUGAGAACGGCCUCUCUCUACCACAACCAUACAGACUACUGACACACACACACACACACACACUUUUGUGUACACAACACACACCUACUGUAAACCUGACACACACACACUUACUUUUGUGGCCUGUUUGUUUCUCUAUGUCUAUGUGAGUCAGGGUGGGAGGGAGGUAGAGAGGGAGUGUGUGUGUGUGUGUGUGUGUGUGUGUGUGUGUCAUGUUUGGCUGUUGAAGCUGUAGGGGAUGAAUAGACAGAUAUGUUUGGGAAGAGCUCAUGUGUAAAGGUUAGAUCACCAGAGGUAGUUUCUCAUCUCAUCUCAUCUUUCUCUCCUUGGUUUUCUGUUCACCCACCUCCUCUCUCCCUGGAGUGCGCAUGCGGUGGCGGGAGUUGGAGGGCUCCUACAGGGGGCAGCGUUUCACACACUGACACUUAAAAAAGGGAAUUUGGGCUCUGAGCCCACAUGGAUGUGCGGUCAAUGAAACACCACUGCUGUGUGUGUGUGUGUGUGUGUGUGGGGGGGCUUGAACUUCAUGCUUUUUUAUUUAUGUGUCCUAGUCAGUAUUCUGAAGCAGUGGGAAGGGUAAAACUCUAAAGGUCAGAUGACGCAGGGAGUUGCAUCACACAGGGGAGGAAAUGACUCUGAUGGAGAAGUUUGCCGGCGUCCGUUAGUUAAAAAUAGAUAAACAUGUAAAUAUUUCCCUUUUCUUCUCUACUCCCCUGGAGAGUGCUGUGUGGAGAGUCAAUCACGGAUAAUGGUGACGCCCAAACUAACCCUGUCUGUGAUUCUCCCCUGCUGUAUAGGUCAAAGGUUAGGGUUCAAAUAGAGAUGUGAGGGGGGAGUGGGGUGUUCGGAGGUAGAAAGUUUGACGGCCUAUGGGAGGCAAGGAACUCCUGUUGGUUGGUUCUAGAUGGGAUGAAGGGAAGUGUUUGAACCGGUUCUAGGUGGCGAGAGAGGAUUGUUGAAAGUCUAGAUGUCUAGAUGGAGAGAGGAGCAUGUUUAGAACUGGUUGUAGAUGGGUAGUGGGGAAGUCAUAUUGGAGCAGGAAUAUGUUCAGUAUUGAAAUAGAAUUGAAAUGCAUUGAGACCCUCAGAGAGCAAACACACACACACACACACUACGCGGUAGUCAGGGAGAAUUGUUGAUCCACUGCUCUGUGGGAGUUGUUGAAGACAGACACGUCAUCCAAUCAGACGCAGACCUACAGGCCUGAAGGGAGGAAAUCCCGACUCCACACAUUGUGUCUAAUGGGAUCCCCUGUCCUGCAUCUGUGCUGGAUCUAGGCCGGGGACGGGCCGCAGUCUAGAACCAGCAGCAAGUUGGCUGGGCUUUGCAUACCAUCAUCCAGACAGCACUGACUCUGUAGUAACAUGCGUGUGCAGGGGUGUGUGUCUGUGUGUGCAUGUGUGUGUCUGUGUGUGUCUCUGUGUCUGUCUGUGUGUCUGUUGUCUGUUUGUGUGUGUGUGCACUCGCGCGCAUGCCUGUUUGUACCUGUGUGUG
Messenger RNA from Alosa alosa (allis shad), 3152 nucleotides. It is a transcript of the gene dync1li1, whose product is annotated as dynein, cytoplasmic 1, light intermediate chain 1. Gene Ontology annotation, cellular component: centrosome; cytoplasmic dynein complex. Gene Ontology annotation, molecular function: dynein heavy chain binding. Gene Ontology annotation, biological process: microtubule-based movement; microtubule cytoskeleton organization. The record is from RefSeq and is a predicted model, not a curated record. NCBI's taxonomy places the organism in Eukaryota, Metazoa, Chordata, Actinopteri, Clupeiformes, Clupeidae.